AUGAUCGACGAGCUGGACAAAGCAGAAAUCUACCUGCACGAGAUGAAGUUGUUGCAAGCUGAUCAGGAAGCUUGUUUGCAGAGUCCGUUCUCCUUCCUGUCAUGGCAAUAUGAGAAUCUGGCUAGCAGUUUCCUCAACCACACCUACGACUCGAAUUCAGCUCGAGCUUCAUCGAUGUCCAGAUUCCAACGAGAAACAUCCGAGACACCAGAACCAGACACUGACCCAGGCUCUACCUCGUCUUCAUCCUACGGACCAUCCUCUGGGCCUACUGAUUCACAUGGCUCCUCACCCAGCUACACCAACUCAUCAUCAACGGUCCUGACCUCAACAGCCCUAUCCCCACGCUCAACACGAGCCUAUCUCUCCUCAAGCUCAGCCCGUCAUCUGCGCUACUACAGCGCAACAUCGCGUUCUUCGAACCCUCUUCUCAACCCAGAGGCAAACUGCGAGCUCUUAGCCUCGCGCUGCCGAGAAUAUCUCGAACACUGCCGCACCGCAGCCCUGGCCUCAAUCACAGACUGCCACAACAUGGUAACAACCCUGGAACUAAGCCGCAUGACCGGCUCCCGCGUAGGAUCCUCCAUCUGGUUCUCCUUUUGGAACUCAAUGUACACGUACGAAACACUUCAAGUGAUUACAAGCUUCGUCAGACAAGCCCAACGCAGAAUCGAUACCCUUUUCCACAAUACCGCAACGCGUCUCCACACGAUGCUAAAUUUAAUUCGAGACUCCGUUCGCUUCGCAGCAACAGAGGCUCAAAUCGUCUGGGAAUUGGAAAUCAUCCAAGAACACGCGUUCUGGGAGCGCGAGCGCCGUCGUCGCAAAGCAUCUCGCAUCAUGGAAAAGAUGCGUGCCCAAAUCCAGAAUGCGACGUACCUGGUGAUCGACGAAACCAAGCUGACGGAUAUGAAGCGUGGGAUUUUCAGUCUGGAUUUAGUCUGCGAUUAUUAUCCGCAUAGUCUGGCGGAUGGACAUACGGCUGUUGUUUUGCCGUUGGAGCAGCCUGAACCUAGGCCUUGGUUUCAGUUUGAUCCGACGUUGGAUCAACGCAGGGCGACUGUUUUUCUGCAUAAUGCGCAGCAUUAUCGCGUUGCGCCGGGGUUUCGGCCGGUUGGGAAUUAUCAACUCGACUUGACGAGGUUGGCUUAG
Penicillium cinerascens is the source of this 1152-nucleotide messenger RNA. RefSeq lists its product as uncharacterized. NCBI's taxonomy places the organism in Eukaryota, Fungi, Ascomycota, Eurotiomycetes, Eurotiales, Aspergillaceae. The transcript has 2 exons. The record is from RefSeq and is a predicted model, not a curated record. The coding region runs from base 1 to 1152 and encodes 383 amino acids.